CUCAUUAGUUCCUGACCUGGCCUCCCAUCCCUAUAUAAGCUCUCGCCCUCCUUCUCGUGUACACCCUCCUCACCAUAUAAACCCUUUGUGACAUAAUCAAGCAAACACACUUCUACUCACUCACUGACAAUACCUAAUCAAUUCAUUAUUCUCUCGAAGGAAUUCGUUAUUCCAACAUUCAUAACCCUCAACUUCUUGAAAACAACACUGCAACACAUACUGCAGAGGAGUCAUUUCAAUAUCAAACAAUCCCACCCUUCUUGACCAGAUAUCAGCACAACCAUUUACUAAACACACCAACCAAAACAACAACAACAACAACAACAACAACAACAACAACAACAACAAAAACAAAAAGAUGCCCUCCCGCUACACAAUCACCGAGCCUCACCCCACCGUCGCCCAAAACACCUACAUCCAUGCCGGCCGCGGCGGUGCAGGCAAUCACUUCCGCGCCCCGCUGACCACCUCGCCCGCCGGCGUGCCCACCCCCAUCCACCCCGUCGCCACCAACGGCCGUCGUUUCUACUCCGGCCGAGGCGGCGCAGGCAACGCCCACAGCCACAUCGAGCGCCCCGUCCUCUCCUUCGAGGAUGAAUUCUCCCGCGCCGACCGCCGCGGCCAGGCACAGGCCCGCUUCGGUUACCAUGUCGGCCGGGGUGGCGCGGGCAACUUCGCGUCGGGGCUGACGGGUGGUCCUGCCGCCGGCAGCAGCAGCAGCAGCAAGAAGAGCAGGCAGGGCAGCGCGAGCUCCUCGUCUAGCUCGGGCAGCAGUGCAGGCUCGGGUGUGCUGAGGCGGCUGAGCGGCGUGUUUGGCAACAAGCACUGAGGCUUUCGAAGACCUCAAGAAAUAGUCUCAUCUCUGCCUGUUUCUCCCUCUUUCUUUGUCACGCACAUACUCGGCUUUAUGACAUGACAGUUGUGGUGCCUGGUGGUGUCGGCAACGUUUUGGACAUCUUGAGAGGGUUCUCCCUUUCUUUUUUUUAUGGUGCACGGUGGGCGUUUUCACGGAUGACCCAACAAAAGAAAAAGAAAAGUUCUGAACGACUGGCGUUUGGUUUGGUUGAAUUUAUUUGCUUCUUUUCUUCUUCCGAUUUAAUGAAACUUGGUGGGCCUCAGCUCAAACGAAGAAACAUUCGCACAACAAAGAGGAAAUGAUUAAAGAGAAAGGGAGGAAUGGACACCCUUUUUUUUUUUUCGGUCAUUGACCAAACCCUCCCAUCCAAUUCCUCCUGGCUGGCAGACUCCAGGACAUGGAUGGGGGUGGGUCAUCAUUGCGAGCGGCGUUUGUUCUGGUGAAUCGUGGGUGGAAAGCGAUAUUUUCUUAUGGUCUUUACAAUACCCCACCCAGGAAGCGACUUUAUGAUACAAAAGAAAAAGAAAGGUUCUUUUCGUCUUUUGGGCGGCUGUAUCAGCCGUCUGGUAUUAUUAUGCAGUAUGUAGCAUACAUGAAGGAAUAUAAUGGCCCGACAACGGCCUUGAACAAAUCUCC
This is a messenger RNA of Cryphonectria parasitica EP155, 1492 nucleotides long. RefSeq lists its product as uncharacterized. The record is from RefSeq and is a predicted model, not a curated record. The transcript is spliced from 2 exons. NCBI's taxonomy places the organism in Eukaryota, Fungi, Ascomycota, Sordariomycetes, Diaporthales, Cryphonectriaceae. The coding region runs from base 359 to 829 and encodes 156 amino acids.